Messenger RNA from Arabis nemorensis, 1830 nucleotides. NCBI's taxonomy places the organism in Eukaryota, Viridiplantae, Streptophyta, Magnoliopsida, Brassicales, Brassicaceae. The record is from the annotation of a GenBank genome assembly.
AUGGCGAAAGUUGUUGCUCCUGGUGCCUUUGGUAGUUCUCUUCAGAUGAAUGGAGUGUCCAAAGCUGCGUCAAAAGCUAAGAGGAAGACACCUUUAGAACUGCGAGAAGAACAAUUGAAGCGGACUAGUUUUGUGGACCAAGCUAAAGAAUCUUUUGAUGCGUUGCGCCCUUGCAAAAGUAUGGAGAGGGAAAAUGGGAUCAAGAAACAAGAACAUUUGAAGAAUCCAAAAUACAUACGUAUGGAUGAACUAUAUCCUGCCAAAAAGGCUCGGUCUUUGAUGUUCUCUGGCAAAGAAAAUCCUCAGGAAAAUGGUGCAAAAGAGCAAUCCAGCAGCUUGAUCAAUGUCUCUUUACUCUCAAAUGUUGCUGCCAACAAAAGACUACAACUACUUCGUGAGGAGAAUAAUGCUUCUACUGAAGUUUCUGAUGAUAUUAAGGCUGAAGCUCGUGGAACAACUGAGGGAUGUAACCCGAUCGUAUUUCGCAGUGUCACUGAACUUUCAACCAGGGGUGAGGAAUUAUCCUCCUUGCCAGCUAUUGAUAUGAACAAAGCACUGAAAGGACUUGCCAAUUUUGUACCAUUGCCGGUUCAUCCUGGUGACACUACUGGGAAGUCUGAUACUGCCUCAUUAACUGGAAAUUUCAUGUCCGAGUUCCAUGUUGCUGGGCAAAAUAUUCCUCUGGACCUUUCCAUGAAGACUUAUGCUCGACUUGUUUCCUUUUCUCCAAUAAAUUGGUUACAUAGGUCAAUCAUGGGUAGCACCUACAAUGGUAUGCCACAGCUAAAGUCGCUGUCGUGUAAUGUGGUAAAUCAAGAUAACAGUAGUGGUUCUGGAUCAUCUGUGGUUUCCCAGGUGUUAAAUUCCAUAUCACUACACUCAUGGGUUUAUCCCCAGUCCACCUUGCCACCUUUUGUCAUUUCCGCCCUGAUGGCAUCUGGAACAGACAGAGGUGAAGUUGAUUUCCUACAAAAGCGACAAUUGGCAUGGGAAGAUGCUUUUCGAAGUCUAUAUUUUAUGUUUCGGAAGAAUCUCUGCAGAAUAUUUUAUGUUUGUACCUCACAGUUUGUGGUAAUGUUCACUGGAAGCUGUGAGUCUGGGGGUGUCAAACGCUCAUGCAAUGCCUAUGUCACUCAGUCAACUAGAAGAUUGAGAGCCACGCUUAAAGACCUUGACAUUUGCUACACUAUGCCUUUUUGCAAAACUAAAAUGGAUGAAACCACUGUUGAAGAUCUUGCUGAACUCUCAGAGAUACAGAAUCAUAACCUUGGCCAGACUCGUUGUUUGCGUUCCGUCUCAAACAUAGAUAAUACUCCAGAAUCUUUCUUGGCUUUUGAUGGAAAUGAGAGUGUACAUGGAUUAUAUGAUCUUCUGCUAAAUUAUAGGUCUUCUUUGGGAUUUCUUCCCACUGCGGACGUUCCUGUAUUAUAUUCACCUGUACCAUUUCAGAAUGCUGCAGUGUCUUCUCCUGAGAUCAAGUUCGCGGAGAUGGUACAAACAGAACAUACAAGUCGCUUCAUCGUUGAGAUUAAGGGAGAGUAUCUUCCACCGUGGAUUAUUAGCAAUAUUUGUGCAAAUGUGGGUGCUAAUGGUCAAAACUUUGAAGCCAGCUUUGUGACCGAGCCAAACUCGGCUAGCUUAAACAUUGGUCUACCACGAGUCCCCGAGAAAACCGGUCCUGAGUCUGGAAUCAUAGAAGGCACAGGAGAAACAAACAAUGAUGCUUCUGGCAUUCCCGGAGCAGUAAUCUGUCCUCAGCUUCGAUUUGGCCACCUGAAAAGCUUGAAGUACUGCAACAAGUCUUACACUGUUUCGCUGUCUCCGUUGUGA